Nelumbo nucifera (sacred lotus) is the source of this 1595-nucleotide messenger RNA. Its product is annotated as alcohol dehydrogenase 1-like. The record is from RefSeq and is a predicted model, not a curated record. Gene Ontology annotation, molecular function: alcohol dehydrogenase (NAD+) activity; zinc ion binding; S-(hydroxymethyl)glutathione dehydrogenase [NAD(P)+] activity. Gene Ontology annotation, biological process: formaldehyde catabolic process. Gene Ontology annotation, cellular component: cytosol. NCBI's taxonomy places the organism in Eukaryota, Viridiplantae, Streptophyta, Magnoliopsida, Proteales, Nelumbonaceae.
ACGAACCCAAACCACGUUUCUGUGUGUAUGUUGUUUUUGACGAAAAUCGCACUGCAACGUGGACGGCAGUUUUAUGUCCAGCUGUUUCUCUCUCCUUUCUGAGCAGACUCGAGUUUAAAUACAGCCCCUGCUCAACCUGCCACCCCACGCUCAGUUUUUUCGUCCGCAGACACGGCACUUGUUUCAGUGGAAGCGUUCGGAGGAAAGCUUGCUAGAUCUUGUGCAAGAACAAUGUUGGUUUCCAUGUCGAGCACUGCAGGCCUCGUAAUCCCCUGCAAGGCUGCGGUUGCAUGGGAAGCCGGGAAGCCGCUGGUGAUGGAGCAGGUGGAGGUGGCUCCACCACAGGUCAUGGAAGUCAGGAUCAAGAUCAAAUAUACUUCACUUUGCCAUACUGAUCUUUACUUCUGGGAAGCUAAGGGCCAAACGCCAUUGUUUCCUCGCAUAUUUGGCCAUGAAGCAGCUGGAAUUGUGGAAAGUGUUGGUGAAGGAGUAACAGACCUUAAGGAGGGAGACCAUGUACUUCCAGUGUUCACAGGGGAGUGUGGGGACUGCAGUCACUGCAAAUCUGAGGAGAGCAAUAUGUGUGACCUUCUGAGAAUAAACACAGACAGAGGAGUCAUGAUUAAUGAUGGGAAAUCAAGGUUUUCAAUUAAUGGAAACCCAAUCAAUCACUUUGUUGGAACAUCCACCUUCAGCGAAUACACUGUUGUUCAUUCAGGCUGUCUUGCAAAGAUCAAUCCAUUGGCACCUUUGGAUAAAGUUUGUAUCCUCAGUUGUGGCAUCUCAACAGGUUUGGGUGCUACUCUAAACGUGGCUAAACCAAAGAAGGGAUCUUCUGUUGCCAUAUUUGGCUUGGGAGCUGUAGGCCUAGCUGCUGCUGAAGGGGCAAGAAUUGCUGGAGCCUCAAGAAUUAUUGGAGUUGAUUUGAACCCCAAGAGAUUUGUGGAAGCCAAGAAAUUUGGUGUCACGGAAUUUGUGAAUCCUAAGGACCACAACAGACCUGUGCAUGAGGUUCUUCAAGAGAUGACGAACGGUGGGGUUGAUAGGAGUCUCGAGUGCACAGGAAACAUUAAUGCCAUGAUGUCUGCUUUCGAAUGCGUUCACGACGGAUGGGGUGUAGCCGUACUUGUUGGAGUUCCAAACAAGGAUGCAGUUUUUAUGACCAAACCCAUUAAUGUUCUGAAUGAAAGGACACUCAAAGGAACCUUCUUUGGGAAUUAUAAACCUCGCACAGAUCUUCCUUCUGUUGUCAAUAUGUACAUGAACAAGGAAUUUGAAUUGGACAAAUUCAUCACCCAUCAUGUUCCUUUCUCCGAGAUCAACAAGGCCUUUGAGUAUAUGAUUAGGGGUGAGGGUCUGCGCUGUAUCAUCAAUAUGGAAGAGUAGAGUGAAGGAUGGAGAGACUGAAAGGAACCAUGGUAUUUGGGCCUUUCUCAAUUGCUGUCUAUGUACUUGAACUUUCUUCCUCCUUGUUUUACUUGGCGUCUUUUUUGUACAAUGUGAAAGUUGUAAUCGUCUACUGAUACCCUUUGAGCAUGAACAUGAAUAUGAAAUCUUGACAAGUAGCCUAUGCCAGAACUCAAUUUUUAUGGAAA